Messenger RNA from Pomacea canaliculata, 1981 nucleotides. RefSeq lists its product as uncharacterized. NCBI's taxonomy places the organism in Eukaryota, Metazoa, Mollusca, Gastropoda, Architaenioglossa, Ampullariidae. The record is from RefSeq and is a predicted model, not a curated record. Bases 40 to 714 code for a protein of 224 amino acids. The transcript has 8 exons.
CUGGAAGAGGAAGGUUAGGAAGACAGUUGAAGCGGAGGAAUGGAAAUGAGCAGAUUGGCAGUCGUAAUGACUGCUGUAAUCACCAGUCAACCUGCCUGGUCUCCUGUUUUUGCGAUAGACGACAAGUGUAACACAGAAUAUGAAACCACUUGUGUCAGAAAAGUAAGCUGCUCCUUUCAUGACAAGAUCGUCGAAGAGAGGAGAGAAUUUAGGAUCGAGUACAAAAAUCCUGGUCAAAAGGAAGAAGUCAUCGCAUUGUGUGAGUGGCCCAACGGGCAAUUUUCUUGUGACCCAGCCAAGGGUUACAAGUGUGACGAGCAGCCGAGCAACAACUUUUCUGUCCUCAUAGACACUGCAGAAAAAUGUCUGACUGAUGGAGAAAUUCUGUUUGAUGUGGCUCACGAACAAAUCAUCAGAUGUAAUCUGUCAAAUGGAGUUGGCAAUGGCAACCCAAAAAUUGAAAAUGACACAAUACCAGAGAGCACAAACAAGCCUCAGAGUGAACAAGAGGGAAAUGGUGUGACUGUUGGUGUCAGCUCUGCCUUUGGCAUCGUCUUCCUCCUUGUACUUGUCAUUCUUGCAGUUUUCCUUUUGAGGAGACGACACCAAAGAAGAACAGAGCAGAACAAACCUGACAUUGAACAAGGUGAUCAACUCAAUGAAAACAAAGUGUUUCUUAACCCAGAGAUGGACAAAGAAAUCUCUGGGGAAUGAAGACGCUCUGGAUGCUUUGAAAAUUUACUCCAGCUCUGGAAGAGCAAGUAUUUUGCAAACAUUGAGGGCCAUGUGUAUAUUUGCUGGAAGUCUGGCUUCUUCACAACAAACAGCAAUUUCCUGUUACAGAAAAUCAAAGUGCUUUUAUUUGAAGAAACAGAAAAGAUAGUUUCUAAGAAUUUGGAAAUAGUUUUAAGUCACAGAAACAACAGUAGUUUUAAGUCGAAUAAACAACGUUUUUUCGUCACAGAAAACAAGAGUUUUGGUAAGGAAUUCAAGGAGUAUUGCGACAUUGAACAAAGCACUAAGAGGAUUCCUGUCGUCUGUUCUAGCUUUUUACACAUGAGUAGACAGAAAGAAAUGCUCAGGCUCUACAUGAGGUGUCUUUAGUGUGCUUGAAAUGGAUAAGGAUCAAAUAUUCCACCAGCGUCUAUCAUGUGUAAAUAAAUUAGUAAUUUUCUCUUUGUGAAGUUAUUGAGAAUACAUGUCCAAGGAAGUCCGAGGGUGCUACGGUGAAGCCCCAGUGUUUGUUAGAUGAAAGGAUUGUUUCACUGUAACAAGGUGAUCUAGUCAACAAAGACAUGUGGAUGAGGUCGUCUGACAAAGUUUACGACCAAACAUUGCAGUCUGCUCAGUCAAGUGAGACAAAAAGGCAACACCAACAUGUUAGAGUAAAACAGUAUUGGGAGGACAAGUGCAGACAUUCAGUAAACAUUGACGGUAUAACAGUGUGAAUCUGUGGGGUUUUUUUUUCUCUCUCUCUCUUUCUCUCUCUCUCUCUCUCUCUCUCUCUCUCUCUCUCUCUCUCUCUUUAUACGUACAUAAUGUAUAUACAGAGGUUUUUUUGAGAACGUUUGGGAAAUAAAGAGAGAGACCUUACUUUUCUCAGAGCCAGUUGCUUCCCCUCUCUGUGUGUACUUAUUUCUCGCUUUCAAACUGGCAAACAACCCCAGUGUGACCUGUGUUCAAUCUUUCUAAGACAUAUUGUUUUCAUUUAAGCAAAUGGCGACUAUUAAAAAUGGUUUAAAAUGAUUCCUUUGAAAACGAACAUUUUGUUGUUGUUGCUGCAGCUGUUGUUGUUGUUGUUGUUGUUGUUGUUGCUGCUGCUGCUGCUGCUGCUGCUGUUAUUGUUCUAAUUCUUUAUGCAAUAAACUGAAACCUUUAUUACCAUUAAAAGUUUUAUUUCCUUUAUGUUUGUUUAUAAUAAAAUUAGUCUUGCCAAGUAAUUAUAGUGACUCCUUCUAACGCUGAGAGGAGAGACGAAAGA